AUGGUUGUCAUGGAAAAUGUGGAAGAUUGGCCAGCCAAUGCUCUUGGACGUGCAUUUGACCCUUCAAGCAUUAGGGUCUCUAAUGACCGGCUUCAAGUGAUGAGUGAUGGGGGGAAGAAUGUUUCCAACCCUGUACCUAAACCGAAGUUCCUGAGUUACUUGGAGGAACAGAUCCAACUGAAUCUCAAAUCGUUGCGGAGCGAUGAUGCAGAUGGUAGAUUUCAGGUAUUCAAAGAAGCCUUCCAAUUGAUUAUCGCGGCCUUCAAAACCCAUGGACCCAUUCUAGCACAAAUUUCUAAAGAAUAUGAAGCUAUCCUUCAGUACUAUAAAACCGAAGUACAAAAGUUGCGUCCAGCUCAAGAAUACCUGUGGACCAUCAAACAGGAGUGCGAUCAACGUGUCCUUGAGCUGAAGAAUCAAGAAAAGCCUGAACUGGAAAGUCUACGGAAGGAGAUUACACGAUUAAAGGCUCAAGUUUCAGCGAAGAAAGAGGAGCAGAUUUCAAUGCAAGUGGAGAUUGAUAAGCUGAAAGCCUCGCUGGAGGAGGAACACGGGAAAUGUCGACACGAAGCCGAUGCAAAAAAUCUGCUUGUGAUUGAGCUAAACGACAUGCAGAAUCACUAUAGCGAAUUGCAAAAGGUGACGCAGCAAGCACGAGAAGAAGCAACAAACGUUGGAGAUCCUGCGCUUUUACGGAUAGCACUGGAUCAAGCGAGGAAAGCUCUGUCUGAAGCGCAGUUCGAGUUGACGAAGAUAAAGGCUGACUACGUUGACGUGAUUCCAAAAAAAGAGUAUGAAAUCUUGAUGCAAUCUAACCAAAAGCUGGAGGAAAAAAUUGUCAAGCAAGAAGCCAAAUUCGCUGAACUUACUGAGGAGAUGAAGCACUGUGAAUCCGAACUCAGUGGAAUGAUCGAACAAAGAGAUGAAUAUAAGCGUGCGCUGCAGCAGCUGAAUCGCGCAUCCACCCCCAGGCCCCACUGGGACGAAGUCGGGAGAAGCUUACCUUGUGGGCUAUCAAAAUGGAAUGAGGAAACUCAUGGAAUGUCAUCUCAACAGAAGAUGCAAUAUUUGAUCAGAAUAAUGACGAAGAAAACGAGAGAUGUUGAGGAUGGCCCAAAGCAACUGGAAUCAAAGGCAAGUAGUCAGACCAAUUGCUACGAGGAAGAGGAGUCAUUUGAUGAACUCGUCGAAGGACGAACAGAAACCAUUAUAGGGGUUAGAGACCAGACAGGGGUUGAUGAAAGUGUUCCUCGUUUCUUACGCUGCGAGGACCCACAGGUGUUCAGGCGAACACUUCAGUUGCGAGACUGCUUACUACUGACAGAUGAAAUCUGGAAGCAACGUAAACAAGAGAAAGAAACUUACAAGGAACCUGCGAAUGUGCGACGCCGUUCCGUGGUACGCAGACGAAUGUCACAGGCCCGUUUUACCCCAGCACCAGCGAUGUCUAAACCCUCAGUAACCAACUGGAGACCGUUUGAUGAGUUUUUGGAAAACUUCUUCACCCAAGUCUACGGUAUCCCAAGAAUCCGUUUGGAAUGGGCUUAUACCUAUAACGAAGCAAUUACAAAUCACAAAGAUUAUUUGUCACUGCACGAAGUAAAAUGUAUAAUCGACAAUGAGGUAAGCUUGGCUUUCAAUACUAACAAACUGUUCACAAUCAGCUUGAUGAAAACUGCCACUGGCAUUUGUUCACGUGGCUUGAACAAGCUGAAAGGCUUAUCAGCGGUGUUGCUACAGGUGAUUCACAAUAACAUUUCAGAAGGCGAAGAAACUGAACUCUUGGUGGUAAGCCGGGACCAACUACAAGCGGUUCUCUACGAACUUACUGGCGCACAGUUUGAGUCAAAUAUUGAAAGCUUGUUGGAAAAGGCAACUAUGGUGAACGGAAAGGACAUGGAAGCUCAGAGAAACGAAAAUAGCAGUCAGUUGGAUAAGAAGAUACUGAUUGAUGUGAAAGCACUAUUUUUUAAAGACCCUGGGGAAGAGUUCAAUCCAUUCAUCAGAGAGUUGAUUGCAUUGUACGAAGGUAUCAAACUUGGGUUUGUGGAAGAGGUAGUCAGCAAACUCGAAAAGUCC
Messenger RNA from Opisthorchis viverrini, 2079 nucleotides. RefSeq lists its product as hypothetical. Gene Ontology annotation, cellular component: cytoplasm. The record is from RefSeq and is a predicted model, not a curated record. The annotation marks the transcript as partial. Lineage: Eukaryota; Metazoa; Platyhelminthes; Trematoda; Opisthorchiida; Opisthorchiidae. The transcript is spliced from 15 exons.